AUGUCCAACUCACCUUCCCCCACUGUGGAUUAUGCCCAACUCACCUUCCCCACUGUGGAUUAUGUCCAACUCACCUUCCCCACUGUGAAUUAUGCCCAACUCACCUUCUCCACUGUGGAUUAUGCCCAACUCACCUUCCCCACUGUGAAUUAUGCCCAACUCACCUUCCCCAAUGUGGAUUAUGUCCACCUCACCUUCCACAUUGUGAAUUACGCCAACUCACCUUCCCCACUGUGGACUACACCCAACAAACCUCCCCCACUGUGGAUUACGCCUAACUCACCUUCCCCACUUUGGAUUCCGUCCAACUCACCUUCCCCACUGUGGAUUAUGUACAACUCACCUUUCCCACUGUGCUUUACGUCCAACACACCUUGCCCGCUGUGGAUUAAGCCCAACUCACCUUGCCCACUGUGGAUAUGCCCAACUCACCUUUCCCACUGUAUAUUAUGUCCAACUCACCUUCCCCACUGUGGAUUAUGUCCAACUCAUUUUCCCAUGUGGAUUAUGUCCAAAUCACCUUCCACACUGUGGAUUAUGUCCAACUCACCUCCCCACUUUGGAUUAUGUCCAACUCACCUUCCCCCACUGUGGAUUAUGUCCAACUCACCUUACCCACUCUGGAUUAUGUCCAACUCACCUUUCCCACUGUGGAUUAUGCCCAACUCAUUUUCCCAUGUGGAUUAUGUCCAACUCACCUUCCCACACUGUGGAUUAUGUCCAACCCACCUUCCCCACUGUGGAUUAUGUCCAACUCAUUUUCCCAUGUGGAUUAUAUCCAGCUCACUUUCCCAACUGUGGAUUAUGUCUAAUUCACCUUCCCCACUGUUGAUUAUGUCCAACUCUCCUUCCCCACUGUGGAUUAUGUCCAACUCAUUUUCCCAUGUGGAUUAUGUCCAACUCACCUUCCCCCACUGUGGAUUAUGUCCAACUCACCUUCCCCACUGUGGAUUAUGUCCAACUCAUUUUCCCAUUUGGAUUAUGUCAAACUCACCUUCCCCAUUAUGA
Messenger RNA from Macrobrachium nipponense, 1008 nucleotides. RefSeq lists its product as uncharacterized. The record is from RefSeq and is a predicted model, not a curated record. The transcript has a single exon. Lineage: Eukaryota; Metazoa; Arthropoda; Malacostraca; Decapoda; Palaemonidae. Bases 1 to 1008 code for a protein of 335 amino acids.